GCGCGUUAUGUGGCACCACUCACAUCUGGAACUCAGAAGGGGACUCAAGUGCGCCAGCGACGUCAAGGAAAUUAUCGAUUUUCGCAUGUGAAGUGAAAAAAUUGACUGCGCUGGCGAAAAACUCUAAAGUUAACCCGUAACAGAGUGAAAUCCAAGCGAAAAUCCGAUCAAAUCGAGCCAAUUGAGAGCCCCGGCCAGCCUGUAGUUGUGGGCGUGGCAGCUGGGCGAAGGCCUGGUCAGAAGACGAGAUGGCUGACAGCGAAUUCGAGGAGUUCCACAGGCCCAUAUUUGAGCCACAUACACAUACGAUUGCUGGAUUCGCAACUGGAGCAGCCAGCAAGAAGAACAAUUCCCAUGCAUUUUACUCUCUAAUUCCCAACGAUGAGCUGGAGGACUCGCACUCCUCGAAGAGCGACGGCGACGGCUCCGACCAGGAGGACGGCAUUGGCCUGGUGGACCACGAGCCCAAGAUGCGUCAGGUGGAGGACGACGAGCUGGGCGAUGGCCUCAAGGUCACCUUGUCCUCGGACGGAUCGCUGGACACCAACGACUCCUUCAACUCGCACCGACAUCAUCCGUUGAACCACCAGGAUGCCAUCGGCGGCUUCCUGGGCAUGGACACCAGUGGGCUGGGUACUGGCAACAAUGCUCCGGUUACCAUCGGAGCCAGCACAGAUCUCCUGGCACCGAAUUCAGCUGCCACGCGUCGUCGUCGCAAGUUGCCCGAAAUACCCAAGAAUAAGAAAUCUUCCAUUCUGCAUCUUCUAGGUGGCUCCAACUUCGGCUCCCUGGCAGAUGAGUUCCGCAACGGGGGCGGCAUGGGCGGAGUGCCACCAGCAGGGCGAGGGGGCGGCCAACAGCGCUCGUUUCUGUCGCUCAAGUGCGGCUACUUGAUGGACGAGGACUCCAGCCCGGACUCGGAGCGGAUGCAGAGCCUCGGCGACGUGGACAGUGGCCACAGCACGGCGCACUCGCCCAACGACUUCAAGAGCAUGUCGCCCCAAAUCACGUCUCCCGUUUCGCAGUCCCCCUUCCCGCCACCCUUCGGGGGCGUGCCCUUCGGCCAGCUGGAGAUGCUGGAGGCCACGCACCGCGGCCUGCACAAGUUCGUGCCGCGCCACCACGACGAGAUCGAGCUGGAGAUCGGCGACGCCAUCUACGUGCAGAAGGAGGCCGAGGACCUCUGGUGCGAGGGCGUCAAUCUGCGCACCGGCCGCCAGGGCAUCUUCCCCUCGGCCUACGCCGUCGACCUGGACUACAACGAGUUCGAUCCCACGGUGCAGCUGGUGAAGAAGGAGCGCUACCUGCUCGGCUACCUCGGUUCGGUGGAGACGCUGGCCCACAAGGGCACCGGCGUCGUCUGCCAGGCGGUGCGCAAGAUCGUCGGCGAGUACGGCAACUCGCCCACCGGACAGACCUGCAUCCUGGAGGUCUCCGACCAGGGACUGCGCAUGGUGGACCGAUCGGGCCCGAAUCAAAACAAAAAGGACAAGAAACCUUGCAUCGACUACUUCUACUCCCUGAAGAACGUCUCCUUCUGCGCGUUUCACCCUCGCGAUCACCGCUUCAUUGGCUUCAUAACCAAACACCCCACGGUUCAGCGGUUCGCCUGUCACGUCUUCAAGGGCUCCGAGUCCACCAGACCCGUGGCCGAGGCAGUGGGUCGUGCUUUCCAGCGAUUCUAUCAGAAAUUCAUUGAAACCGCUUAUCCCAUCGAGGACAUCUACAUUGAGUAGGCUUGCAAGGGAGGUUUGUGCUUAGGCAAAGAAUUCAUUAACCAAUACGAUAUAUUUUUUGUGCGGUUAUUACGAAUAAAAACGAAACGAUAAUUCUCAAGAAAUAUUUGCUCUUCUUCAAAGAGAAUCUCAAAUAAAUUCAAUAAGCUCGCAAUAGAAACCCUAGCUAUAGAGUAUUAUGAUUUAUCCGUUCCUAAAGUUGUGCAAGAUCUUAGACAUGUAAAUAGUUAACUUUGGUUCAAACUCCCACUUGACACUAAAGCUUCAAGCAAUCAGCAAUAGAUGCCCUUUGUAGGAACACCCUUUAUACACCAGUACAUAGCAUAUAGACAAAUGCACAACCAGUAACACACGAUAAUUUGAAUUCCUCUCAAGAGCCCCAAUUUUGUAUCGGAAGGAAAGUAGCUCGGUUGGGUUUAUUGUAAAGCCGAAUUGUUUAGUUUAGAUUGGAUCCCAAUAUCCAACUCCAGAUCCUGGCAAAGCACAAAACAGAGUGAGGCCAAAGUAAUUUAGAGAUAUUCGUGUGACCUUAGUUCAGUUAUGUGAAACCUUCAGUUACGAGACUCAACAAUAUCGAACACCAGCUGCUACAUUUCGAAGUAUUCUCAAUAAAAGCCCAGUUCUAAGAUGUGUAAACCUAUAAAGUUGUAUACAAACAGACGAAUAUAUACUGUAUAUGUAUACAAAAGAAAUAUAUAUAUAUAUAAAGAAAGCAAAAAAACAAAAUU
Molecule: messenger RNA, 2464 nt
Organism: Drosophila ficusphila
Lineage: Eukaryota; Metazoa; Arthropoda; Insecta; Diptera; Drosophilidae
Gene: Aplip1
Product: JNK-interacting protein 1
Exons: 5
Coding region: 249-1736 (495 amino acids)
Biological process (GO): regulation of JNK cascade
Cellular component (GO): cytoplasm
Molecular function (GO): protein binding
Source: RefSeq, a predicted model, not a curated record